Exophiala bonariae is the source of this 4623-nucleotide messenger RNA. RefSeq lists its product as uncharacterized. Lineage: Eukaryota; Fungi; Ascomycota; Eurotiomycetes; Chaetothyriales; Herpotrichiellaceae. The coding region runs from base 1 to 4623 and encodes 1540 amino acids. The record is from RefSeq and is a predicted model, not a curated record. The transcript has a single exon.
AUGUCGAACUAUGGCCAAUACUACGAUUCGAGGAACCAAGGCACCAACAUGCAGAACUCCCUCCAUGCCAAUCAGCCCUCAAACACCAAUAAUAACCGUAUGAACCAAGCAUCAUAUUCCGGUGAUGCGAGAAAAACAACUCAAUCUCAUUAUGGGUCAUCCGCAUACGACUGGAGUACACGGGACGCUCAACCUUCACCCACCUACCCCACCUCCUCGCGACAAUCGCAAUAUCAAACCGAAACGCGGAGGGAAAGCAGUGGCACUCACAACGGGUCUCAUGGGCCGCGAAUGUUUUUAAGCCAAUACGCGACGCAGGCGGCUGCAGGGAUGGGGGCGACAGGCCAGUACAACCCAACAACACCCAAUACCCAGAGAUUGAAUCACCUGGCUUAUGCAUCAGGCCUCGACAGUGCAGACGCACAAGGUACCGUCCAGCACGGACGUCGACAAAGCCUCACUGAUAGUGCUCAAUACUUGAACCAACCCGUCAUACAUGCCUCACAGCGCGUACAGUCGCCCGUCAAUCAACAUCGAAACCAAUUUGGGACUGGUCAGUCUAUGAAUUAUCCCUACCAUAGUGAAGCUGCGUCAGUCGCCUCUACUCAGGCUCCGGUAACAGCAGCAAUGGCGCUUGCUGGUGCUGUCAGCCGUCGUUACCAUCCGUCAUCAGGCUCGACCGGGCAGUCCUUGGCUUCUCCCUCGAUAGACAGCUCUAGAUCUAUGGUCCCCACUCCACAGAGAACAAAAUCGCCAUACAACCACAUUCCAGCUCCUGUGACCAACUCUCGCCAGUCAAUCAAUCUCCCUCAGACGAAGUAUCCAAGCUCCAAUUACAAUAGCAUGGAGUCAGCCACACACCAGCCGGAGAGCAGGAAUCAGAUUCAAAACGAACGCCGAAAGACAAACAUUCCUACGGCCAACCAAUCUAGCCUUCCUGUCAACAGCAUUUCCAACCUAGUGACACGUACAGACGCCGACGAGGACAGUUCCGCGACCUCGUAUGCUACAGCUACUGACGCGCAAGGUGAAAUGUCUGCCUUUAUUGACCCCACGCAAGUAUUCAACCCUUUCCAUAAGGAGCACGAACAGCGCAAGAGAGAGAUAGCCCGAGCUGAAGCCUUAGCUGCGGCUCAAGCUGCUGCUAAGAAGGCUGAAGAUGAAGCACGAGCUUCAGCACAUAAGAAGGCUGAGGAAGAGGCUCACGCUACUGCAAAGAGAAAGGCAGAAGCCGAAGCCGAGUCGGCAAGAAAGGCGAAAGCAGAGCAAAUAGCCUUAGCUCAAUCGCGGGCAGAGGAGACAACAAGAGCGCCGAAGAAAGCGGCCAAAGUUCGCCCGUCAAAUGCGCAGGUUCAAGUCGCGAGCCCAGUGGUGCCUCAAGCUUCGCUUUCCAGCGAGGAAGAGAUGGCCAGUGAGAUGAAGGUGAUGAUGGAGAAGAUGAAAGAGUUUCGAUCUAAAGAUCCGUCUAUGUUCCAGAAACUCUGGGAUGACAUGCGUGGUGUUCGGAGCCCUGCAAUUCCGGCAGCUACUCCUAUGCAACCGUCGCCGCCCCAAGGGAAUCAACUGUCACCUCUCCCGCCUCAACCUCGGCCAAUGCCUCAGUCCGUCAUUUCCCAGACCUCUACAGAAGCAUUUCAAUCGCCUAGCAAUACAUCCACACCACGAAAUAGAGCGCCGAAAAGUGCUGGUGGUGUCCAUGCGAAUGGAUUCAAGGUGGUCGUGGAAAACAACCCUGAGGGCUUACCCGAUCUUGGUCGGUUUCCAGCUGAGAGACGCAUUCGUGGUUCGUACACGAAAAAGAAUGGCCAAGAUACACCCCCAAAACAAGUAGGCGCUACGAAUCGAGUUGUUCUGGCUGGUAGUGGUUCUGCACCAGUGGAUGCACCUCUUCCCACAGUCAAUAUGGAUGCUUCUGAUCCGUCCUUGGUACCAGCACAAGCACUUGCCCUUGUACCCACCACCACAGCUACCGAAACAGCCCAGCCUGUUCAACCUGUUGUAUUGUCAAGAGGUCUGCCUCCCAAGGCCCCUGGUGGAGGUACUAUCUGGCCCGAAGAUAAGCGGAAUGCAUUAGCAGUGGCCGCAGUCAGUUGUCUCAAGGACUUCGCCAAUAAAGGAUAUCCUGGGAAUGCGGAUAUAGAAAUCACGCCACAAGACAUUCAUGCGAUCUUGGAAGGGAACCCAAGUUACGUUGACUUGUGUGAGAUCCUGGAGAAGAAAGGGUUCAGAUUUCAUCGAGGACAGUUUGCAAGCCAGCUUCUGGCCAACGUUCCUUUUCUCAACGGUGCCCCAGCACCUGCAAAGCAGCAAAGUCAAACCCCAGUCGCCCAACCACCAAAGCAAAUGGCGCCUGUGGCAGAGUAUCCACCGGUCCCAGCAUCUAACACAACUGCACCUCACCCUACGGCCAAAGACCAGUCAGCUUCAGCGCCCCGACAGAUUACCGAUUUGACGCAACCAGGGCUAGAAUUCAUACCUACCCCGCCACCUCAUCAAGCCAACGCACUGAAAGAAGGGCAACUGAUGAUCAAGCCUGAGAGGCCGCCUUUAUAUAUCCAGCCAUAUGUACCAAAGUCAAAACCACCGAAGGGACAGAAAUCGUUACUUACACGCCCUGAACCGCCAAUGGGCUCGAAAGAAGCAAUGGCUCGGAAGCGUGACUUUUCGGAAUUGAUUGACUUGACCGUGCUUAGCGAUAACGAAGACUAUGUGCUAUCUAAGAAGCAUGCGCGCAUGGAAAACUCCCCACCAGGUCCGGACGCUUUCCAGGACUAUCAGACACAAAUGAUACCUGGACCGCCAAUGCCACCUCACAAAGCGUUUCCCUCAGGGCCUCGUGAUGCGGCUGAGCCAUUCAGGUUUCACCCUGGUCCGCAGCCUGGCCCUUAUCCCGGACCACAUCCCGGACCACUUCCCCCAGGUCAGAAUGGAUUUGUCUCUGUUCACCAGAUCCACUCAACUGUGGUGCCUGCAAGGCCCUUGGUACUUGCGAAGCCUAUCGAUCGUGCCGAAGGGUUGACCAAGACUUACUACGACCCAAAGACAGUGGCGCGCGAUAUCCUGAUUGCUUCUGGUCGACAUCCCACAGAGAGACCUCUGAACGGUCACAUGGCUGGUCUUCUGGGGAAGCAUAUUGACAUUGAUUCGGAUCUGGCAACAUUUGACUGGGAUGCAAUAGACCCUGGUGGACCUCCAAUGCCGCAAGUUGCGUAUGUUGAGUUUGGAGCAAUACCACCUCAAAAUAAACCUGGACAACAAACCGGCCGUGAGGCUCAACUUGGAGCUCAAAGCGUUGUUAGAGGAGGCCACGGAAGAGGGACGGCAGGCCAUUCAACUUCGUCGAGUUCAGACAAGCAUGCAAUCAGUGCCAAGACCCAGCCGCCCAAUCACACUUCUGUCACCUACAGGACUGCGCCGCCCAUGAUUGCCCCUCAACAUGCACCCUCUUCAGCCUCUGCCAUGUCGAAUCCUCUCCGGGACGCGUCUGUUUCUCUGGUCAAGAGAUUGGCUGCCCUACGUCAAUCUCAAACCUCAGAGCCAGCGUCAGACAGUCAAAAGAAACCUGGCCAUCCUUCCCGAAAGCCUUCGGCCUCGCGCCCUAAAUCCUCCCCACACAUUUCAUCCGACCAGCCUGGCCCUGUCACCGGUGUCAUUAUGGCUAGCAACGAUGCACCUACUGUCCCUCGUGGGCGAGGACGUCCACCAAAAAGCGCCACCUUUGAUGCACCAAAGCUUGGUACUGCUGAUGCGCCAAAAUUCAGCAGUACUGGUAAGAGGAUUGGACGUCCACCAGGUGCGAAAAACAAGACCAUGUCAAUCCGCGCGAUGCAACAAAAUGCGCGUCAAGUCACCUCUGUCACUAUUCCUUCACCUUCACCUUCGACCCCUCACCUACCUCUUUUCAAAUGUCGCUGGAAGUGUUGCCGUGCUCAACUUCACAACGCUUCAACCCUCCUUCAACACAUCAGAAAGUUGCACGGCCAAGUGGAAGACAAUAUUGGCGAGUACGCUUGCUGGUGGAGAAAGUGUCAGUACCUGAAAGCAGACUCAGAUGGCAUGUGGCAGCCUGUGAAAACUUUCCUACAUCUCGAAGACUGGGUUGAGCACGUUGCGCUGAAUCACAUUCACAUAAUCGUCCUGAAGCAAGGAGACGGUCCCUCAACCAAACACAUCGGUAAGCGCAAGAAGCCGUCUUUUGACGUGUCGCAUUUUCGUUUUGUGCCCCCGUUUGCUACAAAGACUAGAACAUUUUGUUACUUAGAUCCUCAGACAAUCCUUAUGGAUAAAGCCCGAUACCUUGCCGACGAAAACGGACAUAAUACCACUCCUAUGAUAUCUACCCAAACCAACGAAGACCUUGCAUCUGAUACCAUGGCACUCCUUCCAGCCUCCCAUGAUACUGAAGACGAAGCUGCUCAGCGCAGUUUCCUUAAGACACACCGUGAUGAUAAACGUGCUGGUCCUAAAGCUACUGCCGAGGAAACCCUACGUUCUUUGACGGAGCUCAAGACAAACUUCGGACCCGGAAUGGCAAACGAAGGCUGCGUGUUGGCACGAGAGUCGGUCAAGACUAGGUUGCAACAAAACCCAGCCAUCGCUAGGGUUGUUGAGAUCGACGAUUGA